Exophiala aquamarina CBS 119918 is the source of this 1029-nucleotide messenger RNA. RefSeq lists its product as uncharacterized. The record is from RefSeq and is a predicted model, not a curated record. The transcript has a single exon. Bases 1 to 1029 code for a protein of 342 amino acids. Lineage: Eukaryota; Fungi; Ascomycota; Eurotiomycetes; Chaetothyriales; Herpotrichiellaceae.
AUGUCUCAUGACUUCGCCAUUAAUCUUCAUCUAGGCGCAACCUUCCGGACCUUUUUGUACUCUCAACUUUUUAUAACACCGGCCUACCCAACCCAUUCCUUCGCCGGCCAAACCGUCAUCGUCACAGGUUCUAACGUGGGUCUUGGCUUAGAAGCGGCGCGUCAUAUUUACCGACUUGACGCCGCCAAAUUGAUCCUCGCCGUCCGCACCGUCAGUAAGGGCGAAGCGGCAAAAGAGGAUAUAAUCCGCACCGUAAAACAUCGUCCCGAUGGCGCAGAGGCCAUCGAAGUCUGGCCCUUGGACCUUACCAGCACCGAGUCCACCCUUUCCUUCGCCGACAAGGCCAAAAGCCUCCCCCGUCUUGAUGUCGUGGCCGAGAAUGCUGGGAUUAGCAUCUUCAAAUGGAAGAUGACCGAGGGAUUUGAGGAGACCAUACAGGUCAACGUCAUCAAUACCUUCCUCCUCGCCCUGUCGCUUCUGCCCAAGCUGAGAGAGACGAAGCAAAACUUUCCGGAUGCCAUCCCACGCCUAGAAAUCGUCACUUCCGAAUUGCACCACAUAACGCGCGGCAAGGAGCUCAACGCCCCUGAUGUCUAUGCCAAGUUGAACGACAAGGAAUCCUACGACGCUCUUGACCGGUACAAUAUCAGCAAGCUCCUCGAGGUCCUCUUCGUGCGCGAGUUGGCUUCGCGCCUUGGCAGUGAUGAGCCCGUAAUCAUCACCCUAGUCAACCCCGGCCUGUGUCGCUCAGAAAUCAUUCGUGAAGCCCCCACAUUGCUGAGUGUUAUUUUUCGCGGCAUCGUCCUUUUCAUAGGGCGGACUACCGAAAUCGGGUCUAGGACUCUAGUCCAUGGCGCGUGCGCCGGCACCGAAAGCCACGGACAGUACAUGGCAGACGGGAAAUGCCAGGACGUCGAGGCAUGGAUCUACACCGAUAUUGGCAAGAAGGCCCAAGUUAAGGUCUUCGAGCAGACACUGAAGGUGCUGGAGGCCAGGAAGCCGGGCAUCAGGAAAUUGAUCGGUCUCUGA